UUAAUAUAAAGUGCGAGAUUUCACUAAAAAAGGUUAAAAUUGAAGUGAGUAAUCUUCGGUGCAUAAUGCAAUUGUUAAUUUUAGCUCGUUGCGUGGGUGCCGCUCUGACUUGAACAGCCGGCUGUAGCCUUCAUUAGAGAAGAAGCAGGCAGCUCGGGACAGGUGGAGUGGAUCAAGCUGUGAACUUGAUUUGCUGGAGGCCGGUCAUUAGUGUUAGAAACCCAGUCUUGUUUAUUUCGUCCCUCACCCUUACCAUGGUUGUUGCAAUUAUUGUGACUAUUGACUUUUCGUCUUUUUUCAGGUGGAUGAUGUGUCAGGCUGUGUAAGGGAAUCGCACGGAGAUGGGCGUUUUGAACUGUUGAUGGGGACAUGGGACUCCCGCUGUCUCUGAUCCCUCGUGUGGAUUUUCCCAGCGUAGAAGGACAGAAGCCGCUCGUAAGUCGCCAAGACCGACAGCAGAAAUUCUGCGCAAAAGGGUGUCAAAUCUUGUUAUUUUAAUUUGCAUCUGGGAGAAUGUCUGAGCCAGGAGACCUGAGUCAGACCAUAGUGGAGGAAGGCGGGCCUGAGCAGGAGACGGCCACUCCAGAGAAUGGCGUGGUUAAAUCCGAAAGUCUGGACGAGGAGGAGAAACUGGAAUUACAGAGGCAACUGGCGGCUCAGAACCAAGAGAGAAGAAAAUCCAAGUCAGGAGCAGGGAAAGGUAAACUGACUCGCAGCCUUGCUGUCUGUGAAGAAUCCUCGGCCAGACCAGGAGGGGAAAGUCUUCAGGACCAGGAAUCAAUUCAUUUACAGCUUUCCAGUUUUCCCAGCCUGCAAGAGGAUGAUAAAUCUAGGAAAGAUGACUCUGAAAGAGAAAAAGAAAAGGAUAAAAACAAAGAUAAAACCUGUGAAAAACCCAAGAUCAGAAUGUUAUCAAAAGAUUGCAGCCAAGAAUAUACGGAUUCUACAGGCAUAGACUUACACGAGUUUCUGAUUAACACAUUAAAGAAUAAUUCCAGAGACAGGAUGAUACUCUUGAAAAUGGAGCAGGAAAUUAUUGAUUUCAUUGGUGACAACAAUAAUCAUUAUAAAAAGUUUCCUCAGAUGUCGUCCUAUCAGAGGAUGCUUGUCCAUCGAGUGGCAGCUUACUUUGGGUUGGAUCACAACGUGGAUCAAACAGGGAAAUCUGUCAUCAUCAACAAAACCAGCAACACAAGAAUACCAGAGCAAAGGUUUUGUGAACAUUUAAAAGAUGAAAAAGGUGAAGAAUCCCAGAAGCGGUUUAUCUUGAAGCGAGAUAACUCUAGUAUUGAUAAAGAAGACACUCAGUCAGUUUGCUCCCAGGAAAGCCUUUUUGUGGAAAACAGUAGGCUCUUGGAAGACAGUAACAUAUGCAGUGAGACCUAUAAGAAAAGACAGCUCUUUCGGGGCAACAGAGACAGCUCUGGGAGAACAUCUGGAAGUCGGCAGAGCAGCUCGGAGAAUGAACUCAAGUGGUCCGACCACCAAAGAGCCUGGAGCAGCACAGAUUCUGACAGCUCCAACCGCAAUCUCAAGCCUGCCAUGACCAAGACGGCGAGUUUUGGGGGCAUCACGGUGCUGACCAGGGGUGACAGCACAUCCAGUAGCAGGAGUACCGGGAAGCUGUCCAAAGCAGGUUCUGAGUCGUCCAGCAGUGCAGGCUCGUCAGGAUCGCUGUCGCGUACCCAUCCACCUCUCCAGAGCUCACCGCUGGUCUCGGGCGUGGCAGCCACUUCUCCCGGCUGUGUGACCUACCCAGAGAAUGGGAUGGGAGGCCAGGUCGCUCACAGCAGCACCAGCUACAUCCUCCUUCCCCUCGAAGCUGCCACAGGCAUCCCACCCGGAAGCAUCCUUCUUAAUCCACAUACAGGCCAGCCCUUCGUGAAUCCCGAUGGAACCCCCGCCAUAUACAACCCCCCCACCAGCCAGCAGCCCCUGCGAAGCGCGAUGGUGGGGCAGCCCCAGCAGCAGCCCCAGCAGCAGCCCUCCCCGCGACCCCAGCAGCAGGCCCAGCCACCCCAGACGCAAAUGGCAGGCCCACUGGUCACUCAGUCUGUCCAGGGGCUGCAGGCUUCCUCCCAGUCAGUGCAAUACCCAGCUGUGUCUUUUGCUUCCCAGCAUCUCCUGCCCGUGUCUCCGACGCCGCAGUUCCCCAUGAGAGAGGAUGUGACCACGCAGUUUGGCCAGAUGAACCUGAGCCGGCAGUCCUCGGGGGAGACUCCCGAGCCCCCAGCCGGCCCUGUCUACACACCGUCCCUCCUGCCGCAGCCCACCCAGCAGCCAAGCUACGUCAUCGCCUCCACAGGCCAGCAGCUCCCAACGGGGGGCUUCUCGGGCUCCGGCCCUCCCAUCUCCCAGCAAGUCCUCCAGCCCCCUCCCUCGCCCCAGGGAUUUGUGCAACAGCCUCCACCCACACAGAUGCCUGUAUAUUAUUAUCCAUCUGGUCAGUACCCUACCUCAACCACGCAGCAGUACCGGCCCAUGGCCUCUGUUCAGUUCAGUGCUCCGAGAGGCCAGCAGAUGCCACAGACAGCACAGCAAGCAGGUUACCAGCCGCUCUUGUCUGGUCAACAGGGGUUCCAAGGCCUCGUGGGGGUACAGCAGCCGCCUCAGAGUCAGGGCAUGAUGAGCAGCCACCAGGGAACUCCAGUGCAAAGCGUGAUGCUCUCCUACCCAACCGUGUCUAAUUAUCAGGUGCCAAUGACCCAGGGUUCUCAAGGACUGCCCCAGCAGUCAUACCAACAGCCAAUCAUGCUACCUAACCAGGCAGGCCAAGGGUCCCUCCCAGCCACUGGAAUGCCUGUGUACUGUAACGUCACACCGCCGACCCCUCAGAACAACCUUAGGCUGAUGGGCCCUCACUGUCCCUCCAGCACUGUCCCCGUGAUGUCAGCCAGCUGCAGGACCAACUGUGCCAGUAUGAGCAAUGCUGGGUGGCAGGUCAAGUUCUGAGCACUCUGGCCAUGGUACAUGUCUUCAGAUACUACUCAUGGCCUUUAAGGGAGGAAGAGCAAGGUGCGAAAACUCACUGAGGACUUAAGUAUUCACUCAACACCCAAAUGACUGCUGCUGGUAUUCUGUAAAAAACAAAACAAACAAACAAAAAAAAAAACAAAGACUAAUCCACACAUUAGCUGGUUAAUGGUGCAUAUUUCCGUCAUGUCUGCUAGGUAUGCCUUUCUAGCUUAGCUAGUGACAUGAAUUCAUCAAGGUAAGAUUUUCUCCUACCACUGAAUACCACUGUGUAGAUGAUAAUAUCCCUAAUUUGGAUUAUUAGUUUUGUACUUUGUGUUGACUUUGUGAUGCUAAAAGUAUUUAAAAAUUAUAUACUGAAAUCACAUUGUACCAAAGCUGUAAUGGAAAAGAACUGAUGAAUGGAAGGAAUAAUUUAUAUACACUAUAGAGUUUUCUUUUUUUAAUGGAUAUAUACUGUAUUGUAGUGUUUAAUCAAAAUAAAACUAUUUGACCUUAUGGAGGAAGGUCAUGUUUU
This is a messenger RNA of Aethalodelphis obliquidens (Pacific white-sided dolphin), 3490 nucleotides long. It is a transcript of the gene ARPP21, whose product is annotated as cAMP regulated phosphoprotein 21. Gene Ontology annotation, molecular function: nucleic acid binding. Gene Ontology annotation, cellular component: cytoplasm. NCBI's taxonomy places the organism in Eukaryota, Metazoa, Chordata, Mammalia, Artiodactyla, Delphinidae. The transcript is spliced from 19 exons. The record is from RefSeq and is a predicted model, not a curated record. The coding region runs from base 514 to 2952 and encodes 812 amino acids.